UCGGCUCUAUCAUUAUCUUCACACAGCUAAAGCUAUCAAAGCUUUUAAAUUGAUAAAGUUACUAAGUGUAUUUGGAAAAUUACUCGAUCUGCUACAAUGGCUACCGGAGUCACCUUUGAGGAUAUAAGACAGGCUAUUGAAGAACUACGGUCAGAGCAACAAUCUCAAAGCCAGCUAGAAGCCAGCCAUGUUGGCAAUAAGCAGAACCAGUGGCAGAAACCAAUCACAGAAUAUGGACGGAACGAUCCCGAAUGGCAGGUCAAUCUGUUAGCGUCGCCAUUUGUGGGCAAUAUUGAAGUUGAUGACUCGGACUGGAAGGAAUCAAUGAAGACAGUGGACGUAGUGAUGAAAUUACUCUUGAUAGAGAUUAAAAGUCGGGCUGUAAAAGACUUUCGAGGUCUUCGUAUCGGCUCAUACGUCAGACAGGGAAGCUCCCGAGAAGGUCUGAAAGUCCUGAAAGCCGACGAGUUCGACACAAUGCUUGAAUUUCAUUUUGACAAACUUAACAUUCAACAAACGCACAUCAAGAACAUGGAUGGAUAUCACAUUCCAGGACAUUGCUACUUGGAAAUUAAUGGUUUGGAUUUGAAUGAUCCAAGAAAUGAGUAUGAGGGAUUACACGCUAAAAACGUGUUUAUUGAAUCUGCUGGAAAAAUGUAUUUGAGUUCGAAAAAUCUUCACACGAAAGUUUUUCAGUCGAUGGUUGACAAGGCAAUAGAAAACAUAAAUCAACAGAUUUACAACCACGAUAUCAUCACGGGACAAAAAUGUGAAUUUGUUUUGAAAAAUGAUAAACCAAUAAAGAGAAAAAUGAAUCCACCCUCUAUCAACGUAACCAUCAAGCUUAAAAGGGGCGUGAUCUACGAGAGAUUGGGGAGUGUAAACGCUGACAAGGAACUGAAUUUAGACUUUGUCCCAGCCUUUCGUUUACCUCGUGACAAAACAACUACGUACGAGGAUGUUUUGCUUGAUUGUCCGAUACACGCAAUAUGCAAAUGGGCAGAAGAAAACAGCUUCAAGGCGCUUGAAUUUGUAGACCAGAACCUCAUUUGGGAUGUCAAGUCGCUCGGUUACGAAAGGCAUAUUCUGGACGUUGCACGAAGAGACAAAAGAAAGUUGUACAUUCUGACAGCGCUCAGAAUUCUAAAAACUUACUUCGUGAAAACGAAGGAGAUUGCAAGUUCUCCUCCACAGCUUGUAGCAGUGCUGAAGUCUUACCACCUCAAACAGUUGGCCUUUUACCUACUCAACUUUCUCUGUCACAAGUACCCACACUUUGAAGUAGAUGGUGUACAGAGAGCAUUGCUCUAUUUCAUCUGCAUCAUGCGCACUGCCCUGAACGAAAAGCGUCUGCCUCACUUAUUUUUCUCGGACAACAGCGUGAUUGAAACAAUGCUUCCAGGAUACCCGCGGCUACCUGCUCCUAAGCUAAGGUUUGAUUUGUUUAGAACAGUACGUCGCAAUGAUUCCCUCUCGCAGGCAUUGCUAUCGCUGGACAAUCAUCUCAUACCAAAUUUGGGUUUUUCAACUGGAGGUGGCAGUGGUUUACAUGAUUAUGAGAUGGCACGAGUUGAACAAGAGUUUCAACACACAGUUGCUGGCAACGAUUAUUUCUGAAUGCAUACGGUCAAAUGCCGAUUGGAAGCGCAGCAGCCUACGAGUGUGGUGUACAUUUUAUGUUAGUAGUGUGAUCUAUUAGUCAAUUGCCUGAUAAACGUACUGUAAGGAUGGUUUAAAUGAUGAUACAUUUAAUGUUUUGAGAAUGUUUUGAAUGCAAAAAACAAAGCACAAUUGACUUUGUAUAAACAUUUCUUUAUCGAAUGAAUUAUGUUGUCUGGUUAAAAUUUGAAUAGAUCCUUAAGCAGUACAUUUUUCGAUGAUGUGAGUGUUAUACUUUGAACAUGUUUGGAUAAACUAUUUGGUAGAAUUUGUUUUUGUGAUACUUUUUCUUUUAAUUGUAUUUCAACUUCGUUUACUUAGUUUAGUAUAUUUAUUGUAAUCAUUUUAUUUUCGCCUCCAGUAUACUGGCUUUCCCAUUUUGAGUUUAUUUAAUUCUAGUUAAACAAAGUGCUUUUGGAAUAUGUUUUUUUGUGGAUGGGGGGAUUUCAUAUGUCUAGCUGUUGAAUAAUUUUGUAGAAGGAUUUAGUCAAUUUUCAUAGUGUGCAUGCCACAUUUUAAAAAUAUUUUUUAAACAUGGCGAUGUGUUAAAGAGAACAGUCAUGUUUUUGAUAUUGCUCAAAACUUACGGUCUGUUAAGCUUUAUGUGGCAUUUUCAUUAUUCAAAACAUAAAUCUGCGAUAUAUGGAUACUAUACUAAUAUUUGACAGUGAACCAGAUGAUGAUAACACUUUUUGUCAAGAUUUUGAGGAACAAAAUGAUAGUAUAUUCAUGGAAUAAAGUCACAAUUAUGCUAGAGAAUCACUUAUUUAAGAGCAUAAUUUGUAUUAUUUUCGCAUAUUUCAAUAAACAGGUUCAAGGUGA
This is a messenger RNA of Mya arenaria, 2481 nucleotides long. RefSeq lists its product as uncharacterized. The transcript is spliced from 3 exons. The record is from RefSeq and is a predicted model, not a curated record. The coding region runs from base 97 to 1617 and encodes 506 amino acids. NCBI's taxonomy places the organism in Eukaryota, Metazoa, Mollusca, Bivalvia, Myida, Myidae.